CUUUUUGACUCCGAGCCUUGUAGAACAUUUGGACGUUGGUUCAUUAAGAUGCUUCGUAUUUGCUAGAUAUUGUCAGCUAUUAUUAAAGUUUAAAACGAACUUUUUGUAGUAAUAAAGAUAUUUACGUGAGAGCAUGGCUGAGGCGAGUAAUGAGGCACAAGGAGGAGAUUUCGCGGUCAGACUUGAUGGAGAUGGAGAUGAAAAUGAGGAAACCUCUGAGGUGUUUCUGAGUGUACUUGUACAUCAUGGCCAGGUUGGGCUCAGCUUCUACGACAGUAAAGACUGUACCCUGCAUGUCAUGCCGGACAUGGUGGAUAACCGAGACCUCAGUCUACUGGACAAAAUCAUACAGGAGCUCAGCCCUUGUGUCCUCAUCACCAGCGCGAAGCAGGAGAGAAGUCUGUUCCGGUUUAUCAGAGCACUCGGAUCUAAUCCAGACUACAGACCGGAAAUUGUAGUGUAUCCUAACACUGAUUUCGGACUGGAGGUCAGUAAACAGAGGCUGCUGUUGGCACAUCUCCCUUUUCUCCCUCCAUCCAUCACAGAGAAAGACCGAAUCCCGUAUCUCUCCUCCCUCAUUCCAUUUGACUCGGUGUUAAUGGUGAGGACUAUAGGAGCGCUCUUGAAGUGUCUGGACAGGAGGAGAGUCGGUGUUGAAUUGGAAGAGAGCACUACGCCAGUUCCCAUAUUGCAGUUCCUCACCUACACGUUAACUGAUGUGGUGUAUAUGGAUAAAGAUGCAUACAGCGUUCUCCAAAUCUUCAAAUUUGAUCUGCACCCUUCGGUGUACAAGCUGCAGUCAGGACAUAAGGAGGGUCUGAGUCUUUACGGAAUUCUGAAUCGCUGCCGAUGCAAAUUUGGCUCCAGGCUUCUACGGCAGUGGUUUCACAGACCCACCAGAGACCUGAGUGUGUUGAGGAGAAGGCAGGAGGUGAUUCGUUUCUUCACCUCUCCUCGUAAUUCUGAGCUCAUGAACACACUGCAGAGCUUCCUGCGCAACGUCAAGAACAUUCCGGUUUUGCUACGCAAAAUGUCUCUGUCUCAUACCAAAGUGGUGGACUGGCAGCAUCUCUACAAGACUGUGUAUAGCGCAGUGGGGAUCAGAGAUACUGUACGCUCUCUCCCUCAAACCAUCCAGCUCUUUCGGGAGAUCAGUGAGGAAUUCACUGACGAUCUGCACUACGUCGCUAUGCUCAUUAGCAAAGUGGUGGAUUUUGAAGGAAGUCUGGCUGAGAAUCGCUUCACCAUUAAGCCCAACGUCGACCCCGCCAUCGACGAGAAGAAAAGAAGGAUGAUGGGCUUGUCAGAUUUCCUUACGGAUGUGGCGCGUGCCGAGUUAGAGAGUCUGGACUCACGUUUUUCUUCCUGCAGUGUCAUCUACAUCCCUCUGAUCGGAUUCCUCCUUUCAGUUCCCCGACUUCCUGGUAUGGUGGAAAAGGAGAACUUUGAGAUGGAAGGCCUUGAUUUUAUUUUUGUGUCAGAGGACCGGCUUCAUUACCGCAGCGCCAGAACUAAAGAGCUGGACAACAUGCUGGGAGAUUUACACUGUGACAUCAGAGACAUGGAGAUGGCAGUGAUGACUCAGCUCCAGGCCACGGUCCUGCAGCGCAGCAGUUGCCUCUAUAAAAUGUUAUCGCUGUAUGCUGAACUGGACUGCCUCAUGUCUCUGGCCCAGGCUUCUAAAGACUACGGCUACUGCGCACCUACAUACACAGAGCGCUGUACACUGAACCUGCAACAUGCCCGACAUCCUCUGUUGGAGCUGUGCACAUCUGUCUUCGUAGCAAAUCCAUGUGUUUGUUCUGACACUGAGGGAAAAGUCAAAGUUAUAACCGGACCAAACUCUUCUGGCAAGAGCAUUUACCUAAAACAGGUGGGUCUAAUUGUGUUCAUGGCUCUGAUUGGCUCUGACGUACCUGCCAAAGAGGCAGAGAUCGGCCUGAUAGACGGCAUCUUCACACGCAUGCAGAGUCGCGAGUCUGUGUCUUUGGGCCUGAGCACUUUCAUGAUAGAUUUAAACCAGAUGGCUCAUGCUUUGAACUAUAGCACCGGGAUGUCCCUCGUGUUAGUGGACGAGUUUGGGAAAGGAACCAACACAGUGGACGGUCUGUCCCUCCUAGCUGCAUGCCUGAAUCACUGGUUAAAGAGAACUCCAGCUCAGUGUCCACUCGUGUUUCUAGCUACAAACUUCCACAGUGUCCUGCAGUUGGACCUCCUGCCUCACUCUCCACUGCUCUCCCUGCUGACGUUAGAGACUGCUAUAGACAAGGAGGAGUUGAUCUUUCUCUACCAGCUGAAGGAAGGGAUUUGUCAGUCCAGCUACGCCGCUAACAUUGCCACACUCGCCGGCCUUCCACCUACCCUGGUUCAGAGAGGACUGGAGGUAUCAGAACUGUACAGAACAGGAAAGACCAUCCAAAGGGUUGACCAGCCGUCCAGUGAAGAACUGAUUUCCAGAUGUGAAAAUAUGGUGGAGAAGUUCCUCAGCCUUGAUCUAGACGAUCCUUUGACGGACCUGCAGAGCUUUCUGAAGGAUGAGCUGCUUCCCAGCGUUGGAGAGGUUCUGUGAUGGAAGCCACAAGUUCUUCAGUGAGUGAGUAAUGUAAUGAAGUUUUUUUAAGAACAAGCUGUAAUUUCUACAAGCAGACAUUUCUCUAAAAUGUCUAAAAUGG
Hemibagrus wyckioides is the source of this 2672-nucleotide messenger RNA. It is a transcript of the gene msh5, whose product is annotated as mutS homolog 5. The coding region runs from base 134 to 2569 and encodes 811 amino acids. The record is from RefSeq and is a predicted model, not a curated record. The transcript is spliced from 25 exons. Gene Ontology annotation, cellular component: nucleus. NCBI's taxonomy places the organism in Eukaryota, Metazoa, Chordata, Actinopteri, Siluriformes, Bagridae. Gene Ontology annotation, molecular function: mismatched DNA binding; ATP-dependent DNA damage sensor activity; ATP binding. Gene Ontology annotation, biological process: chiasma assembly; mismatch repair.